Molecule: messenger RNA, 342 nt
Organism: Alternaria infectoria
Lineage: Eukaryota; Fungi; Ascomycota; Dothideomycetes; Pleosporales; Pleosporaceae
Exons: 1
Coding region: 1-342 (113 amino acids)
Source: RefSeq, a predicted model, not a curated record
AUGGCGGAGAUGCGAAACUUCCACGUGCUAGGCGCCGACGAUGGUUUGCCCAGAGGCGAAGACGAAACUUCAAGCCGGGGUAUCGAGUUCUCGGUCAUGUUGUACUACAUGGGAUGGGGAGAGUUCCCCAAUGAACACAAGAAUGGAUAUUGGGCCACCGCGUCGGAUGGCACACCAGCGGCGAGACCCAAGGGCAUGAUGCCGAAGGAUUAUCCGAUUCACUCCACGUCAACGGGUCGACUUCUUCGUGAUGAGAGGAGGCAGACGGAGUUAGACAAGCGGGAAGAAGAGUACGAGAUUUUGACAGCGGAAGCACGGAAGGCGCCUGAUCUGCCUGGAUAA